CCCAGGGCAAUCUUACCUCCGCAAGGGUCUCCUGCCACCAAGGUCAUUAACCCUGGACAGGCUGGGUUCCUGCUCAGCCAGCACUGAGGGCCUUGCACUUGGAGAAGUUUGCGUCCCAGGGCCAGAGGAGAGCGUGAGCCUGAGGUCACCAGAGCCCUCUAAAGGGACAGUUAGAUAAGGGGUCCUGAAGCGGAUCACAUGGAGGUUUCCUGAGGUAGAGGCUUUGGGGUGGAAACCCUGACUUGUCGCUGUCCGCUUGGGCAGGUCGAAGGCUGGUUGGUUUGGAACAAAUCCUAUUUUGGGGUAGGAAAGAUUGAAAAAGCGUCUCCGCUGGCCACAGGCAGUCCUACUCAGUAGGCUGGAGCUGCAGCCAGUGGAAGCCAAGGAGAUGGGGGGAGAGCUUUGUGGUGUCACCCCACCUCUGCUCUUCCCUCACUUCCUGUGGUGACAAAAGCAAGGUCCCGUGGAGCCUUUACGUGCUGGCAGUGUGCUUCCUGUACCCAGCAGCAGCCCGCCCUGGGGAGGGCCUAGCACAGCUUCGGUGAUAAGGCUGCCAUCGGCUGACCUCUGAAGGAGGCAACUGAGCAGCACAAGGCACCCCAGCCAGGGGUGACAGGCGCUCCACCGCCAGCCACCUGCAGCCGCAAUCCCUUGCAGUCCAGCAGAAGCAGCCACAGCCAUGGCGGGGAUGAAGACAGCCUCUGGGGACUAUAUCGACUCGUCCUGGGAGCUGCGGGUGUUUGUGGGCGAGGAGGACCCGGAGGCCCAAUCUGUCACCCUCCGAGUCACGGGGGAGUCGCACAUUGGUGGGGUGCUUCUGAAGAUCGUGGAGGAGAUCAAUCGCAAGCAGGACUGGUCUGACCAUGCCAUUUGGUGGGAGCAGAAGAGACAGUGGCUGCUACAGACACACUGGACACUGGACAAGUAUGGGAUCCUGGCAGAUGCCCGCCUCUUCUUUGGGCCACAGCACCGACCCGUCAUCCUGCGACUACCCAACCGUCGAGUGCUGCGUCUGCGUGCCAGCUUCUCCAAGCCCCUCUUCCAGGCUGUGGCUGCCAUCUGCCGCCUGCUCAGUAUCAGGCACCCUGAGGAGCUGUCUCUGCUUCGAGCUCCAGAAAAGAAGGAGAAGAAGAAGAAGGAGAAGGAGCCUGAGGAAGAGGUGCAUGACCUGACCAAGGUUGUCCUAGCUGGGGGUGUGGCACCCACCUUAUUCCGAGGCAUGCCAGCACACUUCUCGGACAGUCCCCAGACUGAGGCUUGUUACCACAUGCUGAGCCGGCCACAGCCGCCACCUGAUCCUCUCCUGCUCCAGCGCCUGCCGAGGCCCAGCUCCCUGUCUGACAAGACUCAGCUCCACAGCAGGUGGCUGGACUCAUCACGGUGCCUCAUGCAGCAAGGUAUCAAGGCCGGGGAUGUGCUUUGGCUGAGAUUUAAGUACUACAGCUUCUUCGACCUGGAUCCCAAGACAGACCCAGUACGGCUGACCCAGCUGUAUGAGCAAGCCCGCUGGGACUUGCUGACAGAGGAAAUCGACUGCACCGAGGAGGAGAUGAUGGUGUUCGCCGCCUUGCAGUAUCACAUCAACAAAUUGUCCCUGAGUGGGGAUGUGGGUGAGCCAGCCUCUGGGGACCUGGGAUUGGAUGACCUGGAUGCAGCCCUGAACAACCUCGAGGUGAAGCUGAAGGGGUCGGCACCCUCAGACAUGCUGGAUAGUCUCACCACCAUCCCAGAGCUCAAGGACCACCUCCGAAUCUUCAGGCCCCGGAAGUUGACCCUGAAGGGCUACCGCCAGCACUGGGUGGUAUUCAAGGACACCACCCUGUCCUACUAUAAGAGCCAGGAUGAAGCACCAGGGGACCCUAUCCAGCAGCUGAACCUCAAGGGCUGCGAGGUGGUCCCUGAUGUCAAUGUCUCUGGCCAGAAGUUCUGCAUCAAACUCCUGGUGCCCUCACCAGAGGGCAUGAGUGAGAUCUACCUGCGCUGCCAGGAUGACCAGCAGUACGCACAGUGGAUGGCUGCCUGCCGCCUGGCCUCCAAGGGCCGCACCAUGGCCGACAGUAGCUAUGCCAGUGAGGUGCAGGCCAUUCUGGCCUUCCUCAGCCUGCAGCGGGCAGGUGGUGGCAGCGGCGGCGGCUCAGGGAACCACAUCCAGGGCCCUGAAGCCUCUGCCGAGGGCCUUAACCCCUACGGCCUCGUGGCUCCCCGUUUCCAGCGAAAGUUCAAGGCCAAGCAGCUCACCCCCCGGAUCCUGGAAGCUCACCAGAAUGUGGCCCAGCUCUCGCUGAUCGAGGCCCAGCUGCGUUUCAUCCAGGCCUGGCAGUCCUUGCCUGACUUUGGCAUCUCCUACAUGAUGGUCAGGUUCAAGGGCAGCAGGAAAGAUGAGAUCCUGGGCAUUGCCAACAACCGACUGAUCCGCAUUGACCUGGCCGUGGGCGAUGUGGUCAAGACCUGGCGCUUCAGCAACAUGCGUCAGUGGAAUGUCAACUGGGACAUACGACAGGUGGCCAUUGAAUUUGAUGAGCACAUCAACGUGGCCUUCAGCUGUGUGUCUGCCAGCUGCCGCAUCGUCCAUGAGUACAUCGGGGGCUACAUUUUCCUGUCCACUCGAGAGCGGGCUCGUGGGGAGGAGCUCGACGAGGAUCUGUUCCUGCAGCUUACAGGCGGCCACGAGGCCUUCUGAGGGCAGCCAGGCUGCCCUUGCUCCACUCACCACCUCCAGGGAGCCUGGCCAGCCCACGCCUACCUGAACUCACAGCUCCACCACACCCAGCAUGCACCGGGCUGGACACUCUCACCUGCUGUCACAGGCAGGCCAGGGCCCUGGCCGGGGUAGACACUGCACCACCCAGCCUAGGGAUGGAAGGCCCCGAGCCACACACAGCCCCUCCUCUUGCCCUCUUGGCAGCUCACAUCCCUGGCCUAUAUGUAGUCCCCGAGCACAUAAGGAUGACAGAUAUGGAUAAGGAACAGAGAAUCCUGCUUUCAAACUGGACUUUCUUCCCGUGACAGUUUUCAGAGUUGUUGGGUUUUUGUUUUUUUAAUAAUAAAUACAUAUUUUAUUGUUG
Peromyscus maniculatus bairdii (prairie deer mouse) is the source of this 3065-nucleotide messenger RNA. NCBI's taxonomy places the organism in Eukaryota, Metazoa, Chordata, Mammalia, Rodentia, Cricetidae. The record is from RefSeq and is a predicted model, not a curated record.